Molecule: messenger RNA, 4114 nt
Organism: Micropterus salmoides (largemouth bass)
Lineage: Eukaryota; Metazoa; Chordata; Actinopteri; Centrarchiformes; Centrarchidae
Gene: mfsd1l
Product: major facilitator superfamily domain containing 1-like
Exons: 13
Coding region: 1113-2573 (486 amino acids)
Biological process (GO): transmembrane transport
Molecular function (GO): transmembrane transporter activity
Source: RefSeq, a predicted model, not a curated record
CGCUGAGGGCCAAACUAAAAGAAAACGCGCUUCAUAAUCCCGUUUUACCCACAAGGAAACUAUACUAUAAAGUAACCUUUUUAAAAUAAACCCGACCAAAGUGUAGAUUGUUUUUAAUUAGAAACAACAGAUGGCAGAUAAACCAAGCAGCUGUCACCAGGUGGACUACAGACCAGCCAACACCACAGGCCGGUUUCAUUGGAUUAAUUCUCAGGACACACUGAGAAAACACUGACUGAAUGGGGUCAGUGUAGUGAAAAAGUCCUAUAACUAAACAUAUUGCUGUACUUUUGUCAUUAGAAUUGUGACUUAAGCAUAUUAUUAAUACAUGUUUAGACUGUAACCUGUAGGCUAGGCCUAGGCUAAAAAAAAGAGUGAAUUUGAUGCUUUUUGUUGAUGUUUUUGUUUUCUUAAGAUUUAAAUAGAUUGAACCUUCAAUUAAGUGUUUAUAGAAGGAUUUGACAAGCAUACAAAUCAGAACGGGCACAUACAUUUAAGGUAUGUGAAGGGUGCAUCCAACAUUAAUUGGAUUAAACAUGAAACAAGAAAAGUUUUACAUAUAUUUUUAUUUUAUGCUUUGCUCACAUUAAAGUCAACUGUACUUUGUACUGUAAAUCUGAACUCAAAUCCAUUCCCCUAUUUAUAUCCCUUAUUUAACUGCAUUUACUUGAAAACUUGUUCAGACCAAAUUAAUGAUUGAAAACGUAACAUAGGCUUUACACUUACAUACACAGUUUAAAUCUGUCUGUUGUUAUAGCCUAAUGUAUUUUGAAUAUUCAAAAAAAAAUUAUUAUUCUACUUUGACUUUUUCUUGAAUGUCUAAUAUAGAAAAAAAUAUAAUAAUGAAGAUCUAGAAAUGACCAUGAAUAAAGUUUCAGGGGUUAAAAAAAAGUGUCUGCUUCGUGCGCAGAUUUACAAGCGACUCGUUGCGUCUUUACAGAGGAAGAGGUCGAUCCAUGUAGUUUAAAGAGCUGCGGACUGCAGAAAAGAGUUGCAGCGGACCUGAACGCACCCUGCUAACACUGCUAACUAGCCUGUCCAUGUAAACAACACAGAAGGAUGUGAUUUUAAAGUCUUCUUUUUUUAUAGUCUCUGUUCUUUUUUCGCUCACCAUGACGCAGCCGGCAGAGAAAGCUUAUUAUCGCUUUGUGGUGCUGUUCUUCAACUGCCUGCUGACAUUUGGCUCCUACUUCUGCUUUGACAUGCCCAGUGUUUUGCAGGAUCAGUUCCAAGGGAACCUGACAUGUCCCAAUGCAACAGUGAUCAAUGGGACGGUGGACUGUGUGGAGGGAUUGGGGAUGAGCCCUCAGCAGUACAAUCUUCUUUAUGCCAUCUAUGCUUGGACGAAUGCAGUUGUGGUGAUCCUGGCUGGGUUCCUGAUUGACAAAUUAGGAAACCGGUUUGGAGUAUUUCUGUUCUCCUUUCUGUGUGUUUUGGGCUCGUCGCUGUUUGCACUGGGUUCCCACUUCAAAGGAUCUCCCUAUCUGCUGCCACUUAUGCUCACAGGCCGACUACUUUUUGGAUCAGGCAACGGAUCUCUGACCAUUGUUCAGAACCGCAUCACAGCCUUUUGGUUCAGAGGGAAGGAGCUGGCCUUGGCUUUCGGUCUGACCCUGGCUUUCUCUCGCCUGGGUUCAGUCCUGAACUUCUUCCUCACCCAGAAGUUUGAAGAAAAAUAUGGCAUGCAGUGGACACUCUGGGGUGGUGCACUGCUGUGUGUGCUGGGCUUUAUAUCUGCCAUUGUAGUCAGUGCCCUGGACAAGAUCGGUAUGACGCAGCUGGGUCUUGAUGGUGCCAUUCAAGAGGAGUCCCGCAAAGUGAGGAUUCAGGAUGUGAAGCUCCUGUCCCUAAGAUACUGGCUGCUGGUUCUCACCAUCAUGUUCUUCUACAACGGCAUUUUCCCGUUCAUCGCAGAUGCCAGUAAGUUCAUUCAGGAUAAGUACAGUGGCUACAGUCAGAAGGAGGCGGCCUACAUCGCCGGGGCAGUUUAUGACAGCUCACUGGUCCUCUCAGCCACCGUGGGCAUCCUCAUAGAUUAUGUGGGCCUGCGGGGCAUUUUCGCAGUGGCCUGCGCUGUCCUCACGCUGCCUGUGUUUGGACUCCUGGCCUUCACCUUUGUCCCUCCACUUGUCUCCACCAUAUGGCUCGGAGUCACCUACUCUUUUGCUGCUGCAAGCAUGUGGCCUUCUAUUCCCCUCGUGGUACCUCAGGCGACUCUGGGAACCGCCAUGGGUCUGGCCACCUCCGUACAGAUGGUUGGGAUUGGGGUGUCCAAUCUGGUUGUUGGGCAGAUUCUGGGCACCAAGUCCAGCGAAACAAAAAUUCCGCUGUGGCGUUGGCAGAGGAUGAUGAUCUUCAUGUUGGCUAACACUAUCAGCUGCAUCGUCACGUCAGUGCUGCUCAACACUGUCGACCACAGACAGGGCGGGACCCUGAACAAGACAACCAAGAGGUCAGCACAGGCAGAGAUAGAUUCAGACAGAGAGCCGCUCAACCAGGGAGAGGAACAGCAAGAGGAGGAGGAGGAGGAGGAAGAGGAAGAGGUGGUCAGAUCUCCUUCUAUCAACUCCUAAGUUUGAACAUCCCCCCCCCCUUUUUUUCCAGCAACACAACAAUUUGUAAUACAUUCAGUGUGAAUUACCAACAUACAGAUGUUUGCCUGUCGUCUAUUUUUAAUAAUCUGUGUUGUAAUUUGGUUUGAGUGAGAAUCAGUUAUGGAGUACACAGUCUUAGUGUUUCCAUAUAUGUCAGAAAUGGUUGCCAGGUUUUAUAAAAUGUACCUUAGAGCCACCCAGCUUCUAUAGCACCUAUCUUUACUUUCUCCACACGUCCAAACCUCACAAGUUCUCCAGCCGACUGGACAUGUGUGGGAGAGGCCACCUGCUUCCACUAGCCGUCUAGCAAUUAUGGAAGCAAAAGGAAUAGUAUUCUGGUAAUGUCUGAGCCCUUUCCAGGAUCAGGGGCCCCUCCAAGCCAUUAGGACAACCAAGUAUAUCGUAUAGAAGCUUGCCAGUGAAUUCCCUUAUCCAGACCCUCAGACGCUCCUGUGAUACAUAAGUUGCAUCAACUUCCCCCAAUUUCCAGAUUAUCAGUCUUCACCUGUAAUUUUUUUAUAAUCACUGCUCAACUGUGCCUAUCGCGUCUCCAUGGCAUCCAAGUAGACUUCAGAAUUCUUCAGCCCUUUUGUUAUUUUGUUUGCCACUACAUUCAUCCAGGGAAAUUUUAAUCAGAGAGAGGGCUUGUUUUGAUCUCUUCUCGUAUGCCACUGUUCUCUCUGAUUGCUUGUAGCACCUACAGUGUUCUUGCUAAUAGCCUCUGAGUUGCUAGCUUGCAUGGCUUCAGGAGGUUCGGGAGGCAUUUCUUUGUCCAAAAACUGACUCAAAAUAUCUGUUCAAGUAUUUAGUCUAAGAAUUUAAUAUUUGUACAUAUGUACAUGAUGAUAAGGUGUUUUCUGUUUUUAUUUCCAUUUUAGAAGUACAUAAUAAAUGAUGAUGAAGCUUCUGCUAAGCCCAGCUAUAUUUUGACACACUGUAAUUCUAAUAAUUUUGGAAAUAUAUCCAGACAUACACUAUAUAGUGGUAGCGCUUGGAGAUUUGUGUGUCAUAGAAAAAUGGACUAUUGGCCUUGGUGGAGGUCUGUUCUCUGUGAGUGCCUUUCUAAUUUUUAUAUGUACAAGGUUUCAAAUUGAACUUGGUUUAUAACUGUACACCUCACUGAAACUACAUUUGUCUGUAAUUGCUACAGCAGAUAACUGAGCAGUGUUAAUGAAUCAGAUCCCUGUUAAUGUUGCAGGUAUAAUACGGGGAAGAAGAAAAUCAACUUUUUUAUUUAGUUAUGAGUUUAUUUAAACUGAAACACAAUCUAUCAAUCACAUUAUCACUCAGCUAUCUCAUGUACUGCCAUAACUGACUGUGUGAAGCUUACUGAGGACACUAGAUAAUUUUAAUGUAGUGUGAAAAUGCAAAUCACACAAAUGCCCCCCCCACACACAACAAAACAAGUGUUUGUACCUCCUAUCAUGGUUUAAGAUGUCAGCAUGUACUUUGAGAAGGGAAUUUGAUGUUACAUUGCCCAAACAGCAAAAAUAAAAUGCUGUUUAUCUUUUUUGACAAUC